UUCCUGUCUAAAACCUAGGGCUAGGGAUAAAAUCCCAGAGUAAUGGCUGCCAUGGAGUAUCUCAAAGAAAUUAAAUUAUCGCAAUGGAUCUGAAGUUGUUCCUUUAUGUUGGCUCCUUCCUGUGUCUGAUUGUAUCUUUAUUCAUGACACCUCUGUCUGCACUACCUGCUUCACCAGACUAUUCACCAACAGCAGAUACAGUCCAACCCAGCAGCUCCGCCACUCCUCCACCAUUUUCCAUAUCAACAUCUACUCUACCAGCCAUCAGUGCCACAGCUCAACCUCCAGCAUCUACUCCACCACCUAACAGGUACAGCAUUCAACCACCAGCUUCCACGCCAGCAGAAUCUAUUUCCCUACUCAAUGGCUCUACAGCUCCACCAACAGUCUCCAUUUCAACAUCUACUCUACCAGUCAUCAGCGCCACAGCUCAACCCCUAGUAUCUACGGCAGAAUCUACUCCACCUAGCAGCUAUGCCACUUCAAAACCAGUUUCCAUACCACCAGAAUCUACUCAAGCUCUCGGCAAAUAUACCACUCCACCACUGGCCUCAGUUCUUGCAGCAGCUAUAUCUCCAACCAGCAGCUACACGGCUCCACCGCCAGAUCUCCUACCAACAUCUACUCUACCAUACAGCACCUACACUGCUGCACCACUGACUGCAUCUCCUCCAGGAUCCAGCAACUACUCUACUCCACCUCCAGUUUCCAUUCCCACAGCAGAUACAGGAAGCUCAGGAAUUCCAGUGUUUCAGGAUUAUCUACCGUCGACUUCAACAAGUUGCAGUUUAAAGCUUGGCAAUAAUACUCUACAGUUUGGUGAUGGGUUAAAAAUGCAACUUAUUCCUGGAGAGUGCAACUUGGUCUUGGCAAAGCUAUGCAAUAAUAGUAUUACAGAAGUUUUCUUUUCAGUAAGCAUCAGAAAGCAAGGAAAUGAGCCUGCUACAAGUAUUGUAGUGGAGAUCUAUGAGCAGCUCUUUUUUGUGAAGAUGAAUGGUGGCGAGAACGGUGUAUGGGUCAAUGGUUGGCUGACUGAUCUACCUGCCUACCUGAUUCCUCAAUCACUCAAUCUGAGCAGCAAUGGUUCUCUGUUAGUACUGGAGGCAGACUUCGGUCUGGUCAUACAGUGGAUCAAGAUGGCCUUCUAGAAAUUCUGCUUCCUAUUGGUUACCAAGAUAACCUAUGUGGUGGAUUGUGUAUGCACCAGAAUGCAACCAGUAAAGAUGUGGAGUGUCGUAUGAACGGCCCCAAGUCCCAAGCCAAUGCUAUGUAGCAGCAGCUGGGAAUG
Pseudophryne corroboree (corroboree frog) is the source of this 1288-nucleotide messenger RNA. RefSeq names its product mucin-2-like. NCBI's taxonomy places the organism in Eukaryota, Metazoa, Chordata, Amphibia, Anura, Myobatrachidae. The record is from RefSeq and is a predicted model, not a curated record. Bases 84 to 1148 code for a protein of 354 amino acids. The transcript is spliced from 4 exons.